Pararge aegeria (speckled wood butterfly) is the source of this 4796-nucleotide messenger RNA. RefSeq names its product GATOR complex protein Iml1 (gene Iml1). Gene Ontology annotation, molecular function: GTPase activator activity. Bases 231 to 4757 code for a protein of 1508 amino acids. Gene Ontology annotation, biological process: negative regulation of TORC1 signaling; cellular response to amino acid starvation; positive regulation of autophagy. The transcript is spliced from 27 exons. Gene Ontology annotation, cellular component: GATOR1 complex; lysosomal membrane. The record is from RefSeq and is a predicted model, not a curated record. Lineage: Eukaryota; Metazoa; Arthropoda; Insecta; Lepidoptera; Nymphalidae.
GGUCUGUCACCUAAAAAAAACAACAUUAUUACGAGAGAAUUCGUAUUUUUAUGGCGAUUACUUAGGCGAUUAUAAAGUAUAAACUCGUUACCCAAAUUUAUUAGUACAUAGUACAUUCCCACAUUCUUACUAAAUCAAUAGUAAUUUUACGUUUUAGAAUGUAAAUAGCAGAGAUAUAUAUUUUAUCGACAUUCGACAAGAUGUCUUCGUAAAUAAUUUGUAAACAAGCUAUGAAGUCAUUCAAGUUGAUUGUUCAUCAAUCAAGUUUUAGUUCGGAGGAUCUGAUAAUAAACCUGAAAGAUUACCCCGGGUUAAAGGAAAAGGAUAUUGUUGAAAUUUAUCAUCCCGAAAAUGAUUAUCCAAGACUGCUUUUGCAAGUUACUAAAGUUGAUGCUCCAGGACGAGGAAGGGAUGCAAUCAGUGUGGAGCAAAGCAUUGCCACCACCUUCCAAUUACGUACAUUCGCAGAUGUUUAUGUGAAUAUUGUAAAUGUGCAAGAUGUUGCACUUGACUCUGUAGAACUGACUUUCAAAGAUCAGUACCUCGGGAGGUCUGAAAUGUGGAGGCUGAAAAACCAUUUGGUCAGUACUUGUGUAUAUCUCAAUAAGAAAAUAGAAUAUUGUGGAGGUGCAAUUAGAUGUCAAGUGUAUGAAAUGUGGUCUCAAGGUGACAGGGUCGCUUGUGGUGUUAUAACAGAGGACACCAAAAUUGUGUUCAGAUCUUCAACAUCUAUGGUCUACCUUUUCAUACAAAUGUCCUCUGAGAUGUGGGACUUUGAUAUUCACGGUGACUUGUACUUUGAGAAGGCUGUCAAUGGAUUUCUUGCAGAUCUCUUUGCUAAGUGGAAGAAAAAUGGCAGCAACCAUGAGGUGACUAUUGUAUUAUUUUCAAGAACUUUUUAUAAAGCCAAAACAUUAGAAGAGUUUCCCCAGCACAUGAAAGAGUGUUUACAGAAAGACUAUAGGGGAAGAUUUUAUGAGGAUUUUUACAGGGUGGCAGUCCAAAAUGAAAGGUACGAAGACUGGUCUAACGUUUUACUGCAGCUGCGGAGGCUUUUUACUGACUAUCAAAAAAUCGUAUUGCAAUACCAUGAAAGGCCUAACAUGGAAAUACCAACCGCCAUUAAUUCCACAGCAGCUCAGGGGAAUUUCCUUGAAGUUUUGAACAUGAGUUUAAAUGUUUUCGAGAAACAUUACUUGGACAGAUGUUUCGACCGCACAGGUCAACUUAGUGUCGUCAUCACGCCCGGCGUGGGAGUAUUCGAGGUCGAUAGAGAACUGACCAACGUCACGAAGCAAAGAAUCAUCGACAACGGCGUGGGAAGCGACCUCGUUUGCGUCGGCGAACAACCCUUGCACGCCGUACCCUUACUGAAGUUUCAUAACAAAGACAGCAAUAUUAACUCCAUAGAUGACUACUCUAUGCCGCAUUGGAUCAAUUUGUCCUUCUAUUCCACCAACAAGAAAGUGGCAUAUUCGAAUUUUAUACCAAGAAUCAAACUGCCGCCCAGGAAAAGUCAAGAGCCAUUAAAAAAGAUGUACGAGGAUGAGAGUAAAGGCAAACUGUUGAAGGAAGACGAUUAUAUGCACAACUCUAUAUUUGAUUACGACGCAUACGAUGCUCAGGUGUUUCAAUUGCCGCCCGCACAUAGUACAUGGGUGCAGAAAGUGGCUCGUACAAAAAAAACGUCAGUGGCAGGUUUGGAGGGCAUUAAUAGACGGAGUCCGCCAGCGUCAGCAAUUCAUCAUCGCAAAAUGUCCGAUCCAGACAUCCAUCAUAGCCUGGGAACAGAUAUAUUGACUAGUCCUAAAUACGGCGUAAACGAAGCCAACAACAGCGAUUCGACAGAUUCCUCGAUGUCAGUAAACCGCCUAUCGCCUAGGAGCUCGAUGUCGAACAAACCAGUGAUAAGGACUGGAAGGGCACUCAUCAACCCCUUCGAUCCGUCGCACGUGACCGUCAAGCUAACGAGUAACCGUCGAAGGUGGACACACAUAUUCCCUAAAGGUCCCACGGGAGUGUUGAUCCAACAACAUCACUACCAGGCGAGGCCUGCCGGCGAGCCCGCUUCGAGGCCCGGAGACAGCAAUAUUGCGAAAGAAAAUGGCGUGUCUGUUAUCAAUAACAACCACUCCGUGUAUCAAGUUGAUGGAAACAUCAUGAGUCGCAAACGCAUGAUAAGCGCUUCUGGCGCUGUGAGCGUUCUUGGAGCCGCUUUAAGCGCACCAUCCACGACUAACAACGCUUCCCUUGCUUUGCUUUGGGGAGCCACGGGCGAGCAAGAGUGGACUCCGGCCCUGACCACCGCGAACCGAGCCAUAGGUGUCGACUGGAAAUCAUUGACGAUCCCGGCGUGUCUGCCAAUCACAACUGAUUACUUCCCCGACAAACGGUCGCUACAAAACGAUUAUCUAGUGUCAGACUACAAUCUCCUGCCGGACGAUGUAAAUGCAGAUUUCGCGAGAAACAGAGCCAUCUACAAAGAGCCUCUCACCACUAUGGAAGUUUUUAAGGAGCUUGUUUCGCAACGAUUAGCCCAGGGCUUUCAGCUUAUAGUCGGAGUUAACGAAAGCGAAGUAACAGAAUCUCACUGUCCAUCAACUCUCGCACCUCCGCCAUCUAAAGUUGCCCCUCAGAGUGGAAAACUGACUAACUCAGCACCAACUAAACGCUACUUACUGUCCAUUGGUAGAAUCUUUCACGAAUUGACUCUAGUGGGCUCCACGAUUAGCGUCACACGAUAUAGGCCAAGACAUCCAUAUCCUCCAUUCAACAUCCACUACAGAUAUCGAUUCCACGCUCCAAACCACGACACAUAUGAGGUUUCCUGGGUAUCAUUUACUACAGAGAAGUUGGAAAACUACAAUUGGAAUUACAUGGACCACUACAUUUGUACUCGAGGAGACACCGAUUUCACUCUUGUUGAAGCACUAAAGUAUUGGCGUUUCCGUACACUUCUACUGCCACUUUACAACCCGGCCACUAAAACUAUCCUUGAAGACGAAUCGACGCACUGUGAUAUAUAUCCUACACCAACGCGACACGAUCUUGACCAUCUGACCGAAGGAUUCCUUAAAAUGACGGAAUCCUAUUUUAACAAAGUCAAAAGACCCAACAGGCAAAGGGUGGCGGGAGCGUGCGGCGCUUCGGAGUCGGCGCUAACGAGGCGACGGCACUCCACCUCCAUCCUCACGCGGAAUGCGCAGCAGGGUGGCGUGUCCAACUCCCCGUUCAGAGAACGCGUCGGCAGCACACGCCUACCCGACCGCCCGCGGCUUCGGAUCGAAGCUAUAGCAGCUGCCAAAACCGUUCUGGAAAGAUCGCAAUCUCAGACAGGUGAAUGCGACGACACAUACGAUGAUGGAGUUAUUGAACCAAAGCUAAAGGCCAAUGCAACGUUGCAAGAGAUCAUAGAGCGCAUGCGUCACCCAACUCUAGGCGUGGGCUUCUUACAGCAGACAGUCAGCUUGCCUUCACACACCUUCGUAUCGAUAUACGCUAUUCAAUGGCUGCAAGCUAAUAUGGAGAACAUGACGUAUGAAAAAGCGACAGCUAUAAUGCAGAAACUUCAGCAAGAGAAAAUGAUUUGCCACGCGUCAGGUGACACUUUUAAUCGCUACGUUGUUGGUUAUUAUAUGUAUCACAUGCUACCACAAAAGAAUAUAAAGGAAUUAACAGAUUACGUAAAUCCUCUGGGAGAUCUCCAAAGCUUCGAAAACGAGUGGAUGGAAGUUGAAGUUCUGGGGCCAAGGUCGCCGCUACUGCCACCUGAAAUGACCUCCGGUGCGAUAGACAUUUCUGGCUCUAGCCCUGUUACUAAUGAAUCUGGCAUCCCUGCCUUCCUCUGUGAUAAUAUUGAUCCUAAUUACAUGCAACUGGAAAGCGACGAUAUGCCUUUGUACAAAAACACGCAUUUAGACAUUGACGUAAACAAUAAAAGCGAUCGCAUAGAGUGGGGACACGCGCGAUACCAGGCCACGUUCCGGCCGGACCAGGCUUACGAAAUGUGCAUACAGUGGGCCAUUGCGAGUGGAAAUAUCGUCGCCGAACUGAUAAUCGGCUGGUUCCGUAAAGCACAAACAUGUCGCCUUCAAAUGGUGCCAAUACCCGCCGAUCCUCUUGCGUUGCCGUUUACCGAAAAAUCGGAUCCCCUACGUGGACCUAUCUACGUACCAUUGAAUGAAGAACCGCUUUUAAGAGGCAAAAGCGCAUUGUUUGAGGGUUUCCCAGAAGACACGUGGCUGGAGAGAUUGUUCCUCUUCCAAGAGGCAAUCGUCGGUCGCUUCGGCUUUAUCAAAUGUACGGUAGAGAGUACGUCACACGCCGCUGACGUAGGCGACCAUCUUUACGUGCAUGUCACUGGGAACAUGUUCAUACUGAUCCCCACUACGGUGAAAUCCGAGCAGAAGGGCCUAAGGGCCAAACCUGUGAACAAACUGGUCAACGCUGGCAGGUAUCCUGUCCACCCGGAGGCUGCGCCCAGUCCGCACGAGGGCUACAUCACGCGGCAUGUCGAUGUGAAGAACAGAGACUGUUACGACACUAGUCGACGGAUGGGAUUUUUAUGGUCCUGGAAUCACAUGAUAUCAAAGAAGUGGAAGGGAUCGCAGGCUCCCGCAGCAGGAGAUGAAGUAUUUCAGAUACGAAUGCUACGAGAUUUUAAACAUUUUUGUGCUAAUCAUGAACAAAGGUUGAGUCAGUUCUGGGACCAAUGUUGGGAAAUUCGGGAGAAAGCCACCGGAAUAAAAUGUUGCUAAAGGUUAUGUAAAUUUUUAAUAAAUAAUAUACCUUAGCUA